CUCCAACAGUAGCAGCUGCAAAGCGCCGCAUAAAUGUGCCUGUCGGGUCGGUCGCAUUUUGCAGAACUUGAGAAAUAUGGCUCCCCCGAACAGACGUGGGCCACCGAACCGUGGCCCAAAGCCGCAGAAAUUCAGCCUCAAACUGUUAGAAAAGUAUUUUUCUAAGCAAUACAUUCUCUCCCUCGUGUUCGACCCUCGACAAUUUUACGUCACAGCGCCAAUUUUUCUGCUUCUCGAGUUAGUUAUCAACUACUUAAUCAUCAACCGCGUUCCUUACACGGAAAUUGACUGGAAAGCCUACAUGCAAGAAGUGGAAGGCGUCGUCAAUGGCACUUUUGACUACACUCAGCUCAAAGGAGACACCGGGCCCCUUGUUUACCCUGCUGGCUUCGUCUACAUCUUCAUGGGGUUGUACUACAUCACUGACUUUGGCACCAAUAUUCGGUUAGCCCAAUACAUCUUUGCUGGCCUAUAUAUGGUUAACUUGUUGCUGGUUUUCCGUCUCUACGGAAAGAGCAGAAAGAUUCCACCAUUUAUUAUGGUGUUUGUCUGCUUGACUUCGUAUCGAGUGCAUUCGAUAUUCUCCCUCCGUCUGUUCAACGAUCCUGUAGCCAUGGUUUUGCUGUACGCUUCUCUCAAUCUCUUUCUGGACGACAUGUGGACGUUUGGAUCGGUUUUCUUCAGCUUGGCAGUCUCUGUGAAGAUGAACAUUCUGAUGUUCGCCCCGGCUCUCCUCAUUGCCUACAUCGCCAUCCUUGGCUUCAAGAAAACCAUUUUGCAACUUUUCGUUUGUGGUCUGAUCCAGGUGUUGCUUGCGGCACCGUUCCUGUUGACAAAUCCGGUGGGCUACAUCAUGGGUGCUUUCAAUCUGGGCCGAAUUUUCCUUUACAAGUGGACAGUAAACUGGCGCUUCAUAACGGAGGAGCUUUUUGUCAGCCGGAACUUCCACCUGUCCCUGCUUGCGUGCCAUAUCGCGCUUCUCCUGUACUUCGCCCCCACCUGGCUGACGUACUUGAAGAGCUACUGUCGGCUCAGCGUGCUUGAAUCGCAGGUGAAGGUGCAACUGAAGAAGAAGGAAAAGGCCAUGCUCAACACAAGCAGCUCAUCCCAGCUUUUCCUCGCGCCAUUUUUCGCUGCCAACUUCAUCGGAAUGGUGUGUGCGAGGUCGCUGCACUACCAGUUCUACAUCUGGUACUACCACACGCUGCCCUACCUGCUCUGGUGCACUCCAUACUCCAUGUGGACAAGGCUUGCCGUAAUGGGUGUAAUCGAGAUGUGCUGGAACGUGUACCCCUCGACGGACUGGAGCUCAGGUGCGCUGCACAUUUGCCACCUGAUCCUGCUGCUUGGACUGGUGCAAACGCAGUCCAACGUCUGCAAGUCGAUUCUCGACGCGGAGCCAGUGGUCUCGAGCACGGCUGCGACCGCGGCUGCUUCUGAACCCUCUGUCGAGAAAAAGAAGAAGAAGCACAAGAACUAUUGAAAACCGUGAUUUUGUUUUAGAGCAUGGUGCUCGAAUCAUUUUCGUCACUUGCUCGUACUGAUUGAUUUUAUAGUCAUUUGAAAAGACUUUGUAAAUAAUACCCUUUUGAAAUUUGCAUGAAGUGUUUGAAAGUGUUCGUGUCUAGUGUUUGUCUGUGUUAUUGAUCAGUCGCGUACAAAGUAGGAUUGCGUUCCCCGUGACCCCUGCUUAAUAGAUCGUGUUCUCAUGGAAUGAAAACCUUCGUGGUUUAGUGCAAAAGACAUUUUGUAACGCCUCUCGGUGUGGAUUUUGUAUUUUUGCAAUAAAUCCUACUCAAAUACACCGCUAAA
Messenger RNA from Cloeon dipterum, 1812 nucleotides. It is a transcript of the gene Alg3, whose product is annotated as Alg3, alpha-1,3- mannosyltransferase. Lineage: Eukaryota; Metazoa; Arthropoda; Insecta; Ephemeroptera; Baetidae. Gene Ontology annotation, cellular component: endoplasmic reticulum. Gene Ontology annotation, molecular function: dol-P-Man:Man(5)GlcNAc(2)-PP-Dol alpha-1,3-mannosyltransferase activity. The record is from RefSeq and is a predicted model, not a curated record. The transcript has 7 exons. Bases 77 to 1483 code for a protein of 468 amino acids.